Messenger RNA from Onychostoma macrolepis, 1370 nucleotides. Its product is annotated as GTP-binding protein SAR1b. Gene Ontology annotation, molecular function: GTPase activity; GTP binding. Gene Ontology annotation, biological process: intracellular protein transport; endoplasmic reticulum to Golgi vesicle-mediated transport; vesicle organization. The record is from RefSeq and is a predicted model, not a curated record. Gene Ontology annotation, cellular component: COPII vesicle coat; endoplasmic reticulum exit site. NCBI's taxonomy places the organism in Eukaryota, Metazoa, Chordata, Actinopteri, Cypriniformes, Cyprinidae. Bases 320 to 916 code for a protein of 198 amino acids. The transcript has 8 exons.
UGUGCUUUGAAACAAACACAUGCAAACGUGCUUCAGCUGAAGAAAUGCACAUGUAUAAGAUUUCAUCAUUACAAGAGUACAUGCGAAAAGUUAAAUGGACUGAAAAACGCCUUCAUUUAACAAUUUACCGUAGAGGUUGUUUCGCGCCGGACGGUUUCGAUUGUGACACACAGCGGAAGUGGCGCCAUUGUUGUGUGUCGUGGCUGUGAGCGGCUGUGAGUCUCUUCUCUCGACUCUGCUGUAAUAUUCACUCAUUCAGCUGCGUUGGAAAGAGCUGCACUCAUCUGUACACACACUCGAGAUAUUCCACGGCCUGGAUAUGUCCUUCAUAUUUGAUUGGAUUUAUAGUGGUUUCAGUAGCGUUCUGCAGUUCCUGGGGCUGUACAAGAAGUCUGGCAAAUUAGUUUUCCUCGGUCUGGACAAUGCUGGCAAAACGACGCUUCUGCAUAUGCUCAAAGAUGACAGACUGGGUCAGCAUGUGCCAACCUUACACCCCACCUCAGAAGAGCUGACGAUUGCUGGCAUGACCUUCACCACGUUUGAUCUGGGUGGCCACACUCAGGCUCGACGAGUGUGGAAGAACUACCUCCCAGCCAUUAACGGCAUCGUCUUCCUGGUGGACUGCGCAGAUUUAUUCAGACUGCCCGAGUCCAAAACAGAGCUUGACGCACUAAUGACAGAUGAAACCAUUGGAAAUGUGCCCAUCUUGAUCCUCGGCAACAAGAUCGACAAACCUGAAGCCGUUAGCGAGGAGAAACUGCGCGAGAUGUUUGGACUGUACGGCCAGACGACGGGAAAGGGCAACAUUCCCCUCAAAGAGCUGAACACGAGACCCCUGGAGGUGUUCAUGUGCAGCGUGCUGAAGAGACAGGGCUACGGCGAGGGCUUCCGCUGGCUCUCACAGUACAUCGAUUAGAGGACCACACCACACUCAUCCCGCCUUCACAGCGACGACUCGACUCACACAGACUGUUAUCGUUCAGUUCAUCAACUGGUUCUCACAUUAUUUCUUACCAAAACGACAAACCUGCAGUGAUUCUGCAAAUGUGGUCAAUUCCAAACAAUGAAUCUUCGCAUUAACGUCAGUUUUAUUUACUCUGUAAUUUGAUGUUUUUUUUGUCCGUUAAUUUCUUUGUGUCCAUCAGUGAAUGAUUCUGCGUGUGUACUGACCGCACCACGUGUACACCGCUUCUGAGUCAUUUACAUCACAUACUUCAAACAGGAAGUGCUUUGACUUCUCCAGUGUUUCAUUUCCUGUCGUGAGGCCACAGUCCUCAGGCUUUAAGAUGAAGUCGAGACUGUCUGUUAAUACGUGUUGAAUUGCAUAUCUGUUUUUGUUCACCCAGAAAAUUAAAACAAUUGUACUGCCA